Messenger RNA from Aspergillus vadensis CBS 113365, 1753 nucleotides. RefSeq names its product coproporphyrinogen oxidase (gene hem13). Gene Ontology annotation, cellular component: mitochondrial intermembrane space; cytoplasm. Gene Ontology annotation, molecular function: coproporphyrinogen oxidase activity. The record is from RefSeq and is a predicted model, not a curated record. NCBI's taxonomy places the organism in Eukaryota, Fungi, Ascomycota, Eurotiomycetes, Eurotiales, Aspergillaceae. The coding region runs from base 264 to 1586 and encodes 440 amino acids. The transcript is spliced from 2 exons.
CAAACCCAACAAUCAUUGCAAACUGCACAAACAGAAUUCAUAUCCUCACGACAUUCGGGAAUAUCGAGGCCGCAGGUGGUCCCAUACUGUGCCUCGGAGCCGAUGAUCUGAACAAUUCCUCCAUUACCAAAUCCCUACCCACUACUGGCUCUAGACCAUAGGUGGAGCUCGGAGGGAACAACAACCGGUUGAUUCUUGACAGGCACUAUACCUGGCACCACCUGAUCUUUGACAGAUCAGCCAAUUCCAUCUAUUCUUCAACCAUGGCUGUUCCCCGGCCAUAUAUGCCUCUUCGGAGGUCGCUCUGCCAAUUCUCAUCUCGAUCCUGUCGCACACCUCGCAACCUCUCAGCGCCCUUUCGCAGAUACUCCUCGGAACAGAAACCCCCUUCCGAACCCAAGCCAUUCACUGUCUGGAGACCAUACCUACGGCUGGCCAUUGGUGUGCCCUUCAUCGGUGCCUUGGUGUAUUCCAUGAUGACGGAAGAAGUUACCGAACUCGACUCGCCUUCCCUCGUGGAACUCGAUGAAACGCUCAAGAAGCAAGCCACGAUCAGCGAACAAUCUCCCAUGCGCCUGCGCAUGGAGAAGCUGAUCAAGGAUCACCAACAGAAAAUCAUUGAAGAGCUGAGCCGGAUAGAUGGAAAGCAAUUCAAGACUGAUACCUGGACGCGCCCCAACGGCGGAGGUGGAAUAUCCUGUGUCCUUCAAGACGGAAAUGUCUUCGAGAAAGCCGGAGUCAACGUAUCCAUCGUCUACGGCGAACUUCCCCGGCCGGCCAUUGAGAAGAUGCGAGCAGACCACAAGUCCUUUGUUGGUGCCGACGUGGACUCCUUGAGCUUCUUCGCUGCCGGUCUGUCCCUCGUACUCCACCCUCACAACCCCAUGGCCCCCACCGUCCACCUGAACUACCGGUACUUCGAGACAUCCGACCCCAAGGACCCCCUCAACGGCGACAAGAACUGGUGGUUCGGCGGUGGCACAGAUUUGACCCCCACCUACCUAUUCCCCGAAGACGCCAAACACUUCCACCAGACCAUCAAAGACGCCUGUGAUCGCCACGACGCCACAUACUACCCGAAGUUCAAAGCCUGGUGCGACAAAUACUUCUAUAUCCCCCACCGCCGCGAAUGCCGCGGUGUAGGAGGUAUCUUCUUCGAUGACCUGGACGCCAGCUUCCUCCAGUCCUCGUCAACCUCCUCACAGAACCCCCAGGAGACCCUUUUCUCCUUCGUCUCGGACGGUCUCGCUUCUUUCCUCCCCUCUUACGUCCCCAUUAUUGAACGCCGGAAGGACAUGCCUUUUACACCUGAGCAAAAGGAGUGGCAACAGCUUCGACGCGGUCGCUACGUCGAGUUCAAUCUCGUCUAUGAUCGCGGUACUAGCUUCGGUCUCCGCACCCCGAAUGCCCGCAUCGAGAGUAUUCUGAUGAGUUUGCCCCGCACGGCAAGCUGGGCUUACAUGGACCCCGUGUCGGGAACCCGAACGGAGGAUUCCGUAGAUGGUGAUGAGGCACUUCUGGGCGAGGGCAAGGAGCGCGAGAAGGAGAUCAUGGAUGUUCUGAAACAUCCUAGACAGUGGGUGUAAUGCUGCUGAAUUAGAUGGAUCAUGGGUCAUCGGCAAGGAUAUGGUUUCUUUUCCUGAAAAUUAUGUAUUAUCUGCAUGUAUAUUAUUUUAUGAGCUGCAUCUAUGGGCUACGUCACGUCAAAAGCAGCACUGUCUCUAGAAAUCAGAAAAAAGAAAGACUUUCAAAA